Messenger RNA from Paramecium octaurelia, 2253 nucleotides. The record is from the annotation of a GenBank genome assembly. Lineage: Eukaryota; Ciliophora; Oligohymenophorea; Peniculida; Parameciidae.
AUGAAGGUUGACUUGAGGGAAUAAUCGUUUAUAAAUAUUAGAAUCAGAAACACUUCACUCUAUGGAGCAAAUUUAGUGAGAUGUGACUUAAGUGGAUCUGAAGUUGACAAUGUAAUUAUUAGUGGAAUGAAUUUGAAUGGAGCCAAAUUAUAUAAUUGUAAAUGGAGGAAUUUAGGUUUACAUGAGGGUAUUGAGUUAAAUGGCCAUGAGGGUAAAAUAAAUUAAGUUUGCUUUUCUUCGAAUGGUAGGUCAUUAGCUUCUUGUAGUGAUGAUACUACUAUUAGGUUAUGGGAUGUAAAAACAGGAAAAAUAAGGGCUGUAUUAAAAGGAGAAAGUGAGGUAAAAUCUGUAUGUUUCUCGCCUAAUGAUACUAUACUAGCUACUUAGCGUGGCAAAUUUGUGUAUUUAAGGAAUCUUAAAACAGAAAAAUAUAUAUGGAAGUUAGAUGGUCAUUCAAGUAAAAAAUUUUCAGUUUGUUUCUCUUCUGAUAGUACUACAUUAGCAUUUGGUAAUGAUGAUAACUCCAUCUGUUUAUGGGAUGUUAAGACAGCAUAAUAAAAAGCCAAAUUAGAUGGUCAUAAAGAUUAGGUUAAUUAAUUCUGUUUCUCUCCUGAUGGUACUAUCUUAGCAUCUGGUAGUGAUGAUAAGUCUAUCUGUUUAUGGAAUGUAAAGACAGGAUAAUAAAAAGCCAAAUUAGAUGGUCAUUCAAGUAAAGUUUAUUCAGUCUGUUACUCUCCUGAUGGUACUACAUUAGCAUCUGGUAGUGCAGAUGAGUCUAUCUGUUUAUGGGAUGUUAAGACAGGAUAAUAAAAAGCCAAAUUAGAUGGUCAUUCAAAUGCAGUUAAUUCAAUUUGUUACUCUCCUGAUGGUACUACAUUAGCAUCUGGUAGUUGGGAUCACUCUAUCCGUUUAUGGGAUGUUAAGACAGGAAAAAAAAAAGCCAAAUUUUAUGAUCAACUCAUUAAUUUAGUUAUAUCAAUCUGUUUUUCUCCUAAUGGUACUACAUUAGUAUCUUGUGGUGACUCACACUUUAAAAAUCGUAACUCUAUCCGUUUAUGGGAUGUUAAGACAGGAGAAUAAAAAGCCAAAUUAGAUGGCCAUUCAGGUGGAAUUCUAUCAGUCUGUUUCUCUCCUGAUGGCACUACAUUAGCAUCCUGUAGUGAUGAUUAGUCUGUUCGUUUAUGGGAUGCUUAGACAGGAUAGUAAAAAGCAAAAUUAGAUGGUCAUACUAAUGAUGUUUAUUCAGUCUGUUUCUCUCCUGAUGGUACGAAAUUAGCAUCUAGCAGUAGGGAUGAAUCUAUCAGUUUAUGGAACUUUGAGACAGGAUAACCUAUAGCCGCAUUGUUUGGCCAUUGGAAGAGAAUUCCAUCAAUCUGUUUCUCUCCUGAUGGUACUACAUUAGCAUCGGGUAGUUAUAAAGAAAUCUUUUUAUGGGAUGUUAAGACCUUAAAAACAAAAGCCAAAUUAGGUGGUCAUUUAAAUGGAAUUCUAUCAGUCUGUUUCUCUCCUGAUGGUACUUCAUUAGCAUCUGGUAGCUUAAAUAAGUCUAUCUGUUUAUGGAAUGUUAAGACAGGAUAAUAAAAAGCCAGGUUAGAUGGACAUAUAGAUUAGGUUAAUUAAGUCUGUUUCUCUCCUGAUGGUACUACAUUAGCAUCUGGUAGUAAUGAUAAGUCUCUUCGUUUAUGGGAUGUUAAGACAAGAUAAUAAAAAGCCAAAUUAGAUGGUCAUUCUGAUACAGUUAAUUCAAUUUGUUACUCUCCUGAUGGUACUACAUUAUCAUCUGGUAGUGCUGAUAACUCUAUCCGUUUAUGGGAUGUUAAGACUGGAUAAUAAAAAGCCAAAUUAGAUGGUCAUUCUGGAGCAGUUGCAUCGGUCUGUUUCUCUCCUGAUGGUAUUAAAUUAGCAUCUUGCGGUGAGGAUUCCUCUAUUCGUUUAUGGGAUUUUAAGACAGGACAACAAUUUCUACCUUCAGACAAUAGCUCCAAAGAAAUCUUGUCAUAAUUUAAAUUCCCCAUCUUUUCAAAUAACAAUCUUUCAAAGAGUGGUAAUUAUUUUUACUAAUGUUUAGCUUCUUCUAAUAUAACUAUUCUACGAAUUUCUUAACAUCUCAAUUUAGAAGCUUAAGGAGCUUUAAUCCUGAAAGGAGAAUUUAUCAAUUUUUAAGGAGUAGAUUUAAAAUCAUUAUUAAAAUUAAAAGGAAGUUACAUUUUAGAAAGCUAAAUUGAAAUUGAAUAGAAAUAACCAUAAAAUUGA